CUGGGCCACAGGACUCUCCCCGCCAGGAGCCUUGGGACUCACCUUCCAGAAGCCAUGCUGCUGAGGCUGACACUCGCCCUCCUGUGGAGCACCUGCUUGGCAGCACAGAUGUACGGGAGGGGAGGAGGCAAAUACUUCAGCACACCCAGAGACCAUGAAUAUGAAAUCACCGGAAUCCGGGUGGCCGUAGGUUCCUUGGGCAUACUGAAGAGUAUCCAGGUGCGAUAUGGACCCUCCUGGACCACCGUGUCUGGUUGUCCGUCAUCCGGAACUCCACAGGAAUUCAUCCUCUAUCCGGGAGAGCGCAUCAUAGGGAUAAGUGGCUCCUACCAAAUGUACCUCCGGUCCCUGAACCUAUACACAGAUAAAAUGCGCUAUGCCACAUUCGGGAAGGACGAUGGCAACUACUUUUUCGUCUACCCCGACCAGUUCGAGAAAGUGCUCACAGGAAUCUGUGGCCAGUGCAAGCUUUUAGGCAUCACGGGCCUCUGCUUUGCGUGGGAUUAUCCUCUAGAGUUCUGGGACACGAUCCGGCAAAACAACAGUACCUCAUCACAUGAAUGAGUGUUCCUGGGUCUCAGGGAUGGGGCUUGGGUCAACCUGGGUCAAUGUGGCUCAUGCUGGGCUGACGGCACUGAGGUAGCUGAGCCUGGACCCCAAAUUUCAAUCCACGAAUAAAUAAAGCUUCU
Molecule: messenger RNA, 689 nt
Organism: Lynx canadensis (Canada lynx)
Lineage: Eukaryota; Metazoa; Chordata; Mammalia; Carnivora; Felidae
Gene: ZG16B
Product: zymogen granule protein 16B
Exons: 4
Coding region: 55-564 (169 amino acids)
Source: RefSeq, a predicted model, not a curated record